AUGGGUAAACUCUAUGAUUUGCGAGUUUUGGUGUGGGGUGAGCCUGCAGAAACUGCCGCAGAACGAAAGCUUGUGCGAAAAAUCGACUUUUUCAUUCUGACAUACUGCUGUCUUUCAUUCUUUUUCAACUACCUAGACCGUGCAGCACUAGCGAAUGCAUAUGUGUCUGGUCUCAAAGAGGAUGUGGGACUCGUAGGGAAUCAGUAUAAUGAUCUUGUUACCUGCUUGUCAGUUGGCUAUAUCAUUGGACAGGUUCCUCACGCUUUAGCCAUCCAAGUAGUUGCACCGCGCAUCUGGUUUCCCCUCAUGACGCUAAUAUGGGCCGGUCUCACAAUGUGUACUGCUGCCACGCAUAACUUUACGCAACUAGCGGCACUACGAUUCUUCCAAGGCAUGAUCGAAGCCUCGACAUACAGCGGCACACAAUACAUAAUCGGAUCGUGGUACAAACCGCAAGAGGUCGGCAAGCGUAUUGGUCUUUUCGCUGCUUCUGGUAUGGCUGGGACUAUGUUUGCUGGCCUGAUGAUGACUGCCAUCUACAAGACCAUGAAUGGCCAUGCAGGCUUACCAGGGUGGAAGUGGGUUUUCAUCAUUGACGGUAUCAUCACGCUGCCAAUUGCAAUCUUUGGAUUUUUUUCUUUCCCUGAUCUUCCCGAGACUACAAAGGCACCAUACUUUUCAGUAGAGGAGAAAGCUCUUGCACUUAGCAGGCUACCGCCCAAGAACCCUGAAGGUCACAAGAUUGGAUUCUCAAUCAUCAAGAGAGUUCUAUUGAACCUGAAUUUUUGGAUAUUUACCUUAUUCUGGGUUAUUGGCGGCGCUCUUGAGGCGUUCAACACCCAAAGCUGCAUGCUACUAUGGAUGAAAUCAACCAAAAAAUUCACAGUUCCCCAGAACAACGACUAUCCUCUAGGCCUCUACGCCAUCGGAAUUGUGCUCACACUCCUCACAUCCAUCGCGAUUGAUGCCACCGGAAAGCACGCACCGUGGGGUAUUAUCACCUGCGUGCUUCAGAUCGUUGCUUGCAUCAUUCUGCUGUGCUGGGAACACAUUGGCAAUGGAGCAAAAAUGGGCGCUUACUUGUACGUUCAAGAUCUCGCUGCCACGGCAUACGCAAUCCAACCAGUGUGUUUUGCCUGGGCUACUCAAAUCCUCGUGCGUGAAAACGACGACGCCUCGCGUGCCGUCAUCUUAUACUCCAUGAAUGGCGCCUCUUCUGUCUUAUUCUCAUUCUGGGGAAUUGUUCUCUACCCCGCUACAGAUGCUAAGAAAGGUUUCCACAGAGGUACCAUUGCGAUGGUGUGCAUUGCCGUUCUUCUGAUUCUAUGGAUCGGUAUUGUAUGGAUGCAAGAUAAGCGGACGGUCGCUAUGAUUGAGUCCCAGAACCCGGAUAAUGAGGAGAAGCUAGAGGAUAUAGGGAUGCAAGAUAUAACUAUACCUACCAAGGAGUAA
Messenger RNA from Lachnellula hyalina, 1452 nucleotides. RefSeq names its product Pantothenate transporter. Gene Ontology annotation, molecular function: pantothenate transmembrane transporter activity. The record is from RefSeq and is a predicted model, not a curated record. The transcript is spliced from 10 exons. The coding region runs from base 1 to 1452 and encodes 483 amino acids. Gene Ontology annotation, cellular component: plasma membrane. Lineage: Eukaryota; Fungi; Ascomycota; Leotiomycetes; Helotiales; Lachnaceae. Gene Ontology annotation, biological process: pantothenate import across plasma membrane.